AUAUAAUGUUGCUAGUUACUCUGUGUUACUGUUGUAAUCUCUGCUUACAUCAUUGAAAUGCUGCGUGUCUUAUUAAUCAAAUCGUAAAUUUGUAAAUACAUUAUCAUUGAUUUUCCAACUUAUUUAAACGAGUAACUCGGAUGGAAUUCAACAUGAUUAUAUAUCAUAGUUUAGUAUUUUCGGUGUUUUUUACGACAUUUGUUAGUUGCGAAGUAUUUACGGCACUGGCUGAUUUAGAAGAAUUACUUCACACUGAAGGUUAUUUAAUUAAUACGUUGGAUAAUUACAUUAAAGCAGAAGAGCAGAGAAUAUAUUUACUGAAAAGGUAUGCAGAAAUAUACCAUCAACAGCAUAACAAAGCAAUAGAAGAUGUACAAGUAUACAUUGCCAAUCCCAUCAAUGCAUACACCUUAGUAAAGAGGUUAUCUACUGAUUGGCAUCAAGUUGAAUCUCUUAUGAGCACUGACAUAAGCAAGGAAUAUUUAAACAAUUUAACCCUUUACAAAGAAACGAUGAAAUUCCCAACUGAAGAAGACCUAAACGGAGCUGCAGUUGCAUUAACAAGACUGCAGGAUACUUAUCGACUGGACACAUCUUCAUUAGCAAGAGGAGAACUAAAUGGUGUAAAAUAUAGUGCAGAAUUAUCUGCAGCUGAUUGUUUUGAACUUGGAAGACAAUCCUACAAUAAUGGUGAUUACUAUCAUACCCAACUAUGGAUGAGAGAAGCAGACGAAAGACUGGCCAAAGAAAAAAAUAAUACUGUGGACAAAAGUGAGAUAUUGGAGUACUUGGCAUUUUCCACUUACAAGCAAGGAAAUGUCCCUCUAGCUUUAGAUCUGACUAUGAAAUUAUUGGAAAUUUUGCCCACACACUCCAGAGCUUUAGGAAAUAAGGUAUACUAUGAAGAAGAAUUACUUAAAAGCUUAAACUAUAAACGAAAAGGAGAUGAUGAAUCUGAUGAAGUUCCAGAUGAUAAACUUCUUGUUGUACCAGAUACUUAUGCACAGGAACAUUAUGAACAGCUUUGUAGAGGUGAAGUAACCCUGCCAGAAGUAAAGAAGGCAAAACUAAAAUGUAAAUAUUUCCACAACAAUAACCCUUUUCUUAAAAUUGCUCCAUUUAAAGUAGAAGAAGCUCACUUGGAUCCUGAUUUAUUUAUAUACCAUAAUGUUAUGUCUGAUAAUGAAAUUGAAACUAUUAAAAAAUUAGCUUAUCCAAGAUUCAGAAGGGCUACAGUUCAAAACUCUCUAACUGGAGAAUUGGAAAUUGCCAAAUAUAGGAUAAGUAAAUCUGCUUGGUUAAAAGAACACGAACAUAAGUACAUUGCAGAUAUAUCCCAGAGGGUUUCAGAUAUGACUGGAUUAACAAUGGAAACUGCUGAAGAAUUACAGGUGGUCAAUUAUGGAAUUGGGGGUCAUUAUGAACCACAUUUUGAUUUUGCCAGAAGAGAUGAGAAAAAUGCAUUCAAAAGUCUGGGCACAGGAAAUAGAAUUGCAACCGUUUUAUUUUACAUGAGUAAUGUGGAGCAAGGUGGAGCGACGGUUUUUCCACAAAUUGGUACUGCAUUAUGGCCAAAAAAAGGAACUGCUGCUUUUUGGUUUAAUCUAUUUCCAAGUGGUGAUGGAGAUGCAAGAACAAGACAUGCAGCAUGCCCGGUUUUAGCCGGAUCCAAGUGGGUGUCUAACAAAUGGAUUCAUGAAAGGGGACAAGAAUUUUUAAGGAAAUGCACCCUUGAAAGGCCACCCUCAGAUAUAACUGCAUAGAAUAAUAACAUUUAUUUUUUAAAUUUCUGACUGUAAUUAAUAAAAUAUUAUGUAAUUAAUUAAAUUAAAUACGUAUUU
Brassicogethes aeneus is the source of this 1841-nucleotide messenger RNA. The record is from the annotation of a GenBank genome assembly. Lineage: Eukaryota; Metazoa; Arthropoda; Insecta; Coleoptera; Nitidulidae.